Molecule: messenger RNA, 1513 nt
Organism: Fusarium oxysporum Fo47
Lineage: Eukaryota; Fungi; Ascomycota; Sordariomycetes; Hypocreales; Nectriaceae
Exons: 2
Coding region: 384-1130 (248 amino acids)
Source: RefSeq, a predicted model, not a curated record
UCUAUUCUUGUUCUCUAAUAAGUCUUGUCUGGUUCUGGUAACCACUGCAUUUCUUAUCCCCGCUUCUUCCUUCUGCACUCACCACACCAACUCUCAAUAUAAGCGCCCAGGUGGAAACGCCCCAUCCACUUAGACCCCUUGCUCGUUGCGUUUAUUAUUAGCAUUGCCGCCCUUGUACUCGUUGUUGCCGCCGAUUGUAUACAAGACCGAGCUCUGCUCUUCUUCUAUCACCCUUUCUAUUCUGCUAUCACUGCUUCUUUAGUCGUUGUUGGUGCUUUAAUUCCCAUUACACACGAUCGACACCAUCUUUUACCUCCUUAAACGCAUUGUCAUAGUCCGGUGUCUCAGAAAGUUGCAUUCGAUCUCCUACAUCAUCAUUAACCAUGCUCGCCAACUCCCUUCUCGUCCUUGCCUCUGCCACUUUGGCUCUGGGUUCUCCUCUUGCUACCUUUGGACCUGGUUCUAGCUGCAAGCCUGGAAAGCCUGCUCCUGUCCUCCCAGUCAAUGGUGGUCCUUCUGAACUCCCUGCUCCUCCUCAAGGUGUAGCUCUCAAGCACAUCGCUUUUGGCUUCGGCAUUCAGAACUACACCUGUGCUGAUGCCGCUGCUACUCCCGCUGCCGUUGGUGCUCUAGCUGUUCUCUACGACAUCACCCAUCUCUACCCGGGCCAAAGCCCUUCAUCUCUAACUCCCGAGAAAUGGGCCUCUUUCACUGGCGAUGUUCUCAGCACCGGAAAGGUCCCUCUUAACCUCAACACAAACGGCAUCGGAGCUUCCACCACCAACCCUUUCCCCAAAAAGGAAGAUCUCAAGGUUCAAGGCCUCCAGAAGAAGCUCCCCUACCUCGGACAUCACUUCUUCAACGCUGCUGGAGUUCCUACCUUUGACCUCGACAAGGCCAACCAACUUCUCGUCUGCAAGAAGCUCGACGGUAUUAAGGCUCCUUCUACUGCCUCCGCUGGCCCUGAUGGUACCGGCGCUGUCGACUGGCUCUACCUCGGUGACGCUGGUGGUAGCAUUGGUGUCUCCUACGUCUACCGCGUCAUGACUGCCGGUGGUGUUUCUCACGGCUGCAAGGCCAAGGGCACCGACAGCACCUCUUACACCACUCUCUACUGGUUCUACGGUUAAAGCAAACCAGUCACGACUUUUCAUGUUUCACUUCUUAAUCACAUAUUUUCUUAGUCAGAUAGAACGGCGGUUCAUCGGAGUUUAUAAAAGGUUACAAUCGCUUUACAUAGGAUACUCAUACGUUUCACGACGAUCGUUUACUGGUACAAAAUCUCGGGUUUUGGGAACAGAUACCAUGGUUUAUUACGGGUGUGAAUGCAUCAUUACCCCAGAGGACAUUUAGGGAACAACAUUUGGCGUUUUGCUUUUUGACACGAAGGGAUUGGAGGGCGUAGUGGAUAGUGAGAUGGGGUGGAACGGAGAUAGGUAGUUAGCCAUUGUCAAAUGGAAAUACAUUGGAUCAAGUUCGUUAGGCAAAUUUUGAGUUCUCACAUGACCCUGAA